Drosophila ananassae is the source of this 2048-nucleotide messenger RNA. RefSeq names its product tektin-4. Gene Ontology annotation, cellular component: nucleus; microtubule cytoskeleton. The transcript has 3 exons. The coding region runs from base 121 to 1872 and encodes 583 amino acids. The record is from RefSeq and is a predicted model, not a curated record. Lineage: Eukaryota; Metazoa; Arthropoda; Insecta; Diptera; Drosophilidae. Gene Ontology annotation, biological process: cilium movement involved in cell motility; cilium assembly.
AAACUCAUAUUUUCAGUUUCAGUUUGUUUCUCAACACAAAACGUAACCGAUUCGUAACUCGUUCCGGUACAUACACACUUAUUUUUACCCUAUCAGGUGGUUAGCAACCGUACUAUAACAAUGAAUUGUCUUGAAAAGAAGGAUGAGCUCCAAGCGCCCUGCACGACCACUAUAGAUCUCAACCCGGGAUCCGGGGAAUGCCCGGUUCCGAUUAUCUGUCCUCUGCCGGAGGAGCCUCGUUCGCACCGGAUGAAGAAGCCCCCUCAGCCGGCGCUCGUGGCCCUCAUCCCACACCCUGACGAGGCCGCCCAGGCGCAUAUUGUCCAGAAUAUAACCGGUCCCGCCCAGGAGCACCAAAAACUGCAGGGAGACCUUCAGGCUGGGGUGGAUCACCAGCAACAACAGAUGGCCGAUAUACGCGCCGAGCAGUACAAGAAGUCGCAAGAACCUCGACAAAUGGAGGAGGUUCAGUUUUCUCGCGCUAUGGAUCCCAAUGCGGACAAUCUUCAAAACCCGCCGUGCUAUCUGCCUCAACAGGGUGACGAUCUGCCGCACAAGGAUCAGCUUAUGCCCAUGGGACCUAUUGGGCCCUGGGCUUCGGGCAAGGUAGACUGGAGCCCCAUGGCGGGAAUUACGGGAACACGGCCUGUCGUGGACCGCUACUCCAUCACGCGGUACAGUCCGAAUGAAUGGCGCGCGAGGAACCAUGAGACGGUUCAGUUGGUCAACGGGGCGACAGGCAGGGCGGAUAGAAACCGAUUCAGCGCUGCCACUGAAUUCCUUCGCCUCUCCGCCAUAGUGACCAAAUCGCAGGACGAGACCACCGACAAGUUGAGGACGCGCUCGCAGCUAAUUGGCAAAUGGAAGAACACUCUGGAGAACGCGAUUAAAGCGAUGGCCGACGAAAUCGCCACCAUGGAGGUGGAGCGGAUCAAACUGCGCAAGUCGAUGGUUGUUCUCGGUGUCCCAGAGUCGAUUGUGAAGGAGUGCAUCGAUAAGCGCGCCACCCGCCCGGACACCGAGCUCGUGCGCGACCACGUGGAGGAGGAGCUGGUCAACGAGUUGGCCCUGAUCGCUGAGAUUCGGCGGCUGCUGAUGAAGACCCUUGAGGACUUCCAGUCUCAGCAGGUUGAGAACCGUACUGCUCGCCAGCGCCUGGAAUAUGACUGGAGUGACAAAAAGGAGGCCUACGAGAUCGACACCCUCAAUACGGGCCUGAACAACAGUUCUCGAACGAUCAUGUUCCGCCCGGGAGCAGUACGCCAGCCCCCCGAGCAGGCCUCCGAAAAGUAUUGGGAGCACUUCAGUAUGGAGACCCUCGACGACUGCGAGAAAUGCCGGGCCAAGUCGGUGGCUCUGCGCAACACCCUCAACUCCAUUAUGAUGAAUGCCGCUAGGGACAUCCGUACCCAAGCGGAUAUAGUGGAGAAGGCCUUGACCUCUAGAAUCAAUUGCACACAGGAGGCAGUGCAGCGAUUCGAGAAUGACUUGCGCAACGUUCUGCAGGAUCUGGCUGACGUGGAGAACCGCAUCGUAAAUAUGCAGCGCCGCAUCGAGUCCUUCGACGCCUCUAUGAAGGUUGCCCAAACGCGGAUGGACAACCGCAGCUAUCGACCCAAUGUGGAGAACUGCCGCGACUUGGCCCAGCAAGCGCUUAUCGACGGCGUGCAUACCAUCCAGAGCAGUGUCUCGGCGAUGUUACACGAAAAGGAGGAGGCGGAAAGAGUCAAGAUCGACCUGGUCACUGCCCGCAGCAAGCUAGAGCGGGAGAUAAUGCUGAAGCGGCGCACCCUCUUCAUCGAUCGCGAGCGUUGCAUGCUCUUGCGGUCCCAUUAUCCCUCGGCCAACACCCUCAGCGGUGCCGGUCAGUGAUAAUAGCUGCUGGGUGAAGGCCCAUUGGCUCCCUUUUUUUGUAACAAAAUUUCUGUGUCUCUUUAGAUAGGUGACUAAAUUUUUAGGUUUGAUUUCCAGGGGAAUAUGAAAGUACUUUUAUUGUGACUAAAUUUGUUAGUGCUCACCCUUUUGAAUAAAAUGCAUUAUGGAGUAUA